UUGUGCGUUGCAAUAUAAGGGAGCCACACUGAGGGCAGUCACUCUGAUUACCUGUGAAGGGGUGGGCAGUGUUUUCUGCGUCCAAGAUGAAAACCUACAUUCUUACUGCGGGCCUGCUGCUACUCCUUGUUUGCCAGUCUUCAACUUCCAGCCUCGAUAUUUGCCGUGACACGGACGCCGGAAUCGAAGUCUUCUUCCGUUGUGUUCGACGCGUAGGGACAUUGAAGUUGAAAGAAGCUCUUGACAGCAUCAAGAGGAGCAAUGGGUGCGACAGCGAUACCUGUCUCGUUCGCUUCCUAUGCGCGAACGGUGACCUGGUGGCAGAGCUUGGGAAACACCUGGCCGAAACGGAACUGAACGAACUGGUUGGCUUGAAACAACGGUGUGGAAUCAACAACUAGCAAUAGCCUGGCGCUGACAACCACAAGUGGCGGUCACGGAUACUGGCCCUUCUCCCCUCUACGUUGAUCUCACAAGGCGUGGAGCAGACGACGUGACAACCAUGCACUGAAACGUCUAUAUAUGGAUGUCCUAUAUUUGUAGCAUAGCUUACCUUGUGGUACUUUGUGAUUGUAUGCAAGCCUCAAUUGCAGAUGCCUAGCAGCAUGUCUUAGAUGAAAAUCUACCCAAUCUUAUUCCUUUGUCGGCAUUCUGACAAAAUAAAGGUUUUAUUGCAAGUAAA
Messenger RNA from Dermacentor albipictus, 682 nucleotides. RefSeq names its product antimicrobial peptide microplusin-like. The record is from RefSeq and is a predicted model, not a curated record. NCBI's taxonomy places the organism in Eukaryota, Metazoa, Arthropoda, Arachnida, Ixodida, Ixodidae.